AUGUAUCAAAACCUACUGAGCCUCUCUCUUUCUGCAGGCAACUUGGAGGCGCUUUACUUAUGUGGCAUGGAAGAAUAUUUUAAAAAUGAAAACAUUGUUCAGGGUUUGGAAUAUCUCCAUCUCGCAGCUCAGGGUUUUUACGACAAUGGUAUUUACCUUUACGGUAUAAUAAUGUUAUCUAGGGGCAAUCCAACAAUCGGCAUCCCAAUGCUGGAUUCACUAAAUUGGAGAGCCAACAAAGCAAGAUCAGAUGGUUGGUGGCAAAACAUCAAGACUUCUAUUCAGGGAGUAGUAGUCAAAAGAUUUGACGUUUACAUAACAACUUACAAGGCCACGAGAGCUACAAUAGCAUGUCAUAGAAAUGAUAUGAGACGUUGUGAAGCAUGUUACUAUUUUAAGCAGAUGAAGAAGUUUAUUUUCAUUAUGUGA
Molecule: messenger RNA, 429 nt
Organism: Eruca vesicaria subsp. sativa (arugula)
Lineage: Eukaryota; Viridiplantae; Streptophyta; Magnoliopsida; Brassicales; Brassicaceae
Source: the annotation of a GenBank genome assembly